AUGACUGACAACAAGUGGCCACCACCCUCUCCAUUGGCUAUCGAUGGUUUGAACAAGUUUCUUUCCAUAUUCGAUCAUAGCUUCAUUCAUUCUGCUAUUUGGACAUUUACGCAGCUGAAUAUUGCUGAUGAACUGGCAACGGUCGAAUCGAGUAGUGCCAAAGAAAUAUGUGAACGAACUGGUUGGAAAGAUGUCGAUCGACUUCAUCGUCUUUUGAAUGCGGCCAUCGUGGCUGGACUUGUGGAAGCAACAGAGACUAGUCGCUUCAAGCUUACAUCAACUGGACGCCUUUUGACGACCGAUCAUCCAUCUAAGGCUCGCUCUUUUGUUGUAGAAAGUAAGUCUAUAACAUGUACAUUUUGA
This is a messenger RNA of Rotaria sp. Silwood2, 363 nucleotides long. The record is from the annotation of a GenBank genome assembly. NCBI's taxonomy places the organism in Eukaryota, Metazoa, Rotifera, Eurotatoria, Philodinida, Philodinidae.